Molecule: messenger RNA, 2767 nt
Organism: Dermatophagoides farinae (American house dust mite)
Lineage: Eukaryota; Metazoa; Arthropoda; Arachnida; Sarcoptiformes; Pyroglyphidae
Gene: MAN1
Product: LEM domain-containing inner nuclear membrane protein MAN1
Biological process (GO): nuclear envelope organization; negative regulation of BMP signaling pathway
Molecular function (GO): chromatin DNA binding
Source: RefSeq, a predicted model, not a curated record
CUUUUCAACAAUGACCAAUAAGCAUUGUGAUUGUGCUUUUUGAUGGUUAGUGGAAGUACAUUUUUCUUUUGUCAACACCUUUCACCAAAUUCGUUUUUUGCUGAUUUUUUAUUUUCAUCGAUUAAAAUCAUCGUGUCCAGUAAUGGCCAACGAACUACCACCAUCAAUUGAUAUGAAUAUAUCCGACGAAGAGAUUCGCCGUCGGCUUAUCAAUGAUCACAAUGUUCAAUGUGGUCCGGUAACAACACAAACCCGACGUAUUCUUUUGAAAAUGCUUAUAAAAUUAGAGAAUGAGAGGUCCACCAAUAAUUCGAAUGAAACAAAUGGUACAUUCAAUAAUGGUUCAAUGAACGAUGAUCAACAUGAAUAUUCGGGCAUCAUGAAUGGUGACAAUCAUCGUAAUGAUCAUGUUCGAGAUGUUUCAAAUAUUCGCGAUGAAGACAUUUCUUCAGUUGAAACCAUUCGACCGACUAUGGAAAUUAGAAGAUCGACAACACGAAAACAAUCUCCUCAACCUAAUUCACCACGACGACAAAUAAUCAGUGACGAAGAGAUUGAAGCCAUCGAAACAUUCAAGGAAGUACAGAAAACUUUAAAACAGCCAUCCUUAAAUAAGAAAUCUACAAAAAGUUUUGGAAUUUCACACUCUACAAAUUCUAGCCUAAAUGACCUCUCCUCUGAAAGUUCGGAUGACAAUGAUGAUACAAAUGAAAUGGUCAAGCCUACUCUAAAUACUCCGAAUUCAUAUAAAAUUUCUGGUAUCACAAUGCCUAGAGUAACAGAGAAUCAAACCUAUCGACCGAUUUCAAGUUUAAGUCGAGCACCAAUUCGUCGUUCAACCGUCACAACCAAAUCAACCUUAUUCGACAUUCAUAAAAGUAAUACAUCAUUGUUAAACUAUAGCGACAGCGAAUCUGAUACAGAACAAUCAUACAAAAAAGAUAAGAUAUGUCAAGUGUUGUUGAAUCAUCGUCCAGGAUUGGGACGUGCCCGACAUACUGCAAACAAACGUUCAUUCACAUGGGUAUUCACAUCAUUGUUCCAGAACAUGAAACGUAAAUUGUGGCCAUCUCAAAAAAAAGACGUUACGGCGAAUUUUUCAACAUCAUCUAAUUACAUCUCUUGGGCUUUAUUGAUGUUUGUUAUCAUCUUUUUUGUUGUUAUUUUCUCCAUUUAUUUCUACUCAAAAUUCACCCACACUUCAAGAUAUAAUUUGGAUUUGACCGAUUAUGCAUUCAUCGAAGACAAAAGUAAAUUAUUGGCGCCUAUUUGUAAUCAAAACGAUGACGAUCCUAAAGUAAAUUGCCUAUCGUAUGAAAGUGAUAAAAAGCCCGCAUUAAAUAUAAUCAAAGAAAUCAAAAGCUUUAUUGACAAACAUGUUUAUGAGUCUUAUUGUGAAUCAUCAUCAAACAAAAGAGUCCUGCCAGAAAUAACCAGUUUCACAUUCAAGAAAAGUGAUUUUGAAAAAGAUAUACAAACAAAGAUUGACUCGUUGUCUUCAUCGAUUCCACGUGAUGAAAGUCAGCGUCAAAUGAAUGCAAAAGAGUUGUUCACGUAUGAUAUGUCCAAUGCAUUCAAAUUGAUCAAACUUAAUACGGCAUGGAACAUCCAAGUUGACGAUCAUUUCCCGUUCGAACUAAAAUUGAUGCCAAAUUAUAAUGUAAAUUUGCCAAUUCAAUGUUCAUUAAAAUUUUUCUGGAACUCGAACUUUUGGAUCAUAAUUUCAACAUUGGCUACUAGUUUAUUUGGCGCCAUAUUUCUUCUCUAUUAUCGUUAUAGCAAAAAUCUUGAACUUCAAGAACAAGAACUCGUGUACGAUUUGAUUGAAAAAUCUGUAGAACUAUUGCAAUCACCAGACGAGCCACAAUCAAUGCCUGUGUUACAUAUCCGUGACACGUUAUUAUCGCCAGCUGAAAAGAAAAGCUCUAAAUAUAAACGAGUUUGGGAUAAAGUUGUAAAGCAAAUUGAAAAUUCGGAUUCUCGCGUCAAAGUUGUGUUCAAGGAAAUCGAUGGUGAAGAAUUCAAAGCGUGGAAAUGGAUUGCGACAACCAAUAGUCCGUAUGUUACUGAUAGUGAAAAUGACGGCGACUUUCCGGCUCCUGCUUCUUCACAAACACAGAAAAUUGGUGGCGUUGAAUGGCAAGGACAAGCGUUUGCUUUCUCCAACAAUAAAGCUAAUCAAUCGUCGAAUAAUGAAUCCAUGGAACUAUCACAUUUUCCCGAUAUUAAUCGAAACAAAAAUUUUCAGGCAUUGACCCGUUUUUUGAAGAUUAGAAACAUUUUCGAAAAAGAAGCUCAAUACGUCGAUUCGAAUUGGAGCAAAAAAGUUAAGAAUACCAUAUUGGAAAAAACGGCUACUACUUCUGAAAAUGGUCAACAUGAUAUUGUUCACAUUGAAAUCGAUGAUAGUACCAAUGAAGGUUUGGUAUUUCUUAAAUGUGGCUCAAUGAUUGGAGCUACAAAUGCUUUCCAUGCAUUACAUGGAUGGUGGUGCGAAAAGAAAUUGGUCAGUGUAAAAUUCCUUAAAGAAGAUCGAUACUAUCAACGAUUUCCUCAUGCCCGAUAUAUGGAUACGCCAUUACAAAUCACAUCAAUUGAAUGAAUAUACGACCACGAUAAAGGAUUUUGACGAUUAAACAUCAGGUGUAAUAAUCCACAUAAAUUCUCCUUUUUAUUAUACCCAUCAUCAGUUGGCUUAGCUGUUUCUUCUUGAACACAAUCAUUAUAUUCACUUUAAUCUUAAUAAAUAUUUUUGAAAAUGUGUAAA